Dunckerocampus dactyliophorus (ringed pipefish) is the source of this 6949-nucleotide messenger RNA. RefSeq names its product zinc finger SWIM domain-containing protein 6-like. Bases 445 to 3858 code for a protein of 1137 amino acids. The record is from RefSeq and is a predicted model, not a curated record. Gene Ontology annotation, cellular component: Cul2-RING ubiquitin ligase complex. Gene Ontology annotation, molecular function: zinc ion binding. Lineage: Eukaryota; Metazoa; Chordata; Actinopteri; Syngnathiformes; Syngnathidae. The transcript is spliced from 14 exons.
AAGAGAAAAGUUAAGAAAGAAGAGGCAGAAUAAAAAAGUCCACUUUCUUGCCACCCUUUUGGCCCUGUGGGAACCAGCAGGACCGCCCCUGGAUUAAGUCUCCGCCUUUAAACUCAUAUAAGUGGGGAACUUCAAAGGCCGUCGGACGCCGUAGCCCCGCCCCCCCCGCGGCUUCACAAAGGAUUUGCCGACGUUCGGGAAUUCCGCCUCCACUUCCUUUUAUAGCGCCACUCGUGCGCUGGCAGAGCGCCAAGGCCACGCCCACCGCGGCUACUUUCACAACACAAAGGACACCGCGAAACUCUCAAGCUCCGCCUACCUCACCACAUAAGGACAGCGUGCCCAUGUAGGGCAAACAAUCGGCGCCAGAUUGCCCUUUUCUCUUCCUCAUCCAGUUUAUAUGAUCGGAGAGGCUCGGCGAGGCAGGUUGGAAGCGGUGCGAACAUGGCCGAGCGAGUCCAGCAGCCUCCAGCCAAGCGGCUCUGCUGUCGGCCCGGCUACAACCCGGCGUGCAGACAAGGGCAGCGGGCUGGAGGAGUCCUGUGUGGCGGCGGCUCCGGCUCCGGCUCCGCUCCGGGAGCGUCGGGGCAAAGCGGUAAGGCGCACAACCCGGAGUCGCUGCUCGACAUCGCGGCUCGCAGGGUAGCCGAGAAGUGGCCCUUCCAGCGGGUGGAGGAGCGCUUCGAGAGGAUCCCGGAGCCCGUCCAGCGCCGGAUCGUAUACUGGUCGUUUCCGAGAAGCGAGAAGGAGAUCUGUAUGUACUCGUCUUUCAACGCCGGGGCCGAGGAGAGUGGAACUAGCGGGGACAAUAAUGACGAGACCCAGCUGCCUUUCCUGCGAGGUGUCACUCUGCUGGAGGGUGGCUGGGUGGACAACGUACUGCAAGUCGGUUUCCACCUAAGCGGCACAGUAACGGACCCCGCCACGCCCUCCACUCCGGAACUUAUAUGCAGCGUCAGCGUUAGCUUCGAUCGCUGCAAGAUCACGGCGGUAACGUGCACGUGCGGCAACAAGGACAUCUUCUACUGUGCCCACGUGGUGGCGCUGUCACUUUACCGAGUACGCAAGCCCGAGCAGGUCAAACUGCACCUGCCCAUUUCGGAAACCUUGUUCCAGAUGAGCAGGGACCAGCUGCAGAAGUUCGUGCAGUAUCUCAUCUCGGUCCACCACACCGAAGUUUUGCCUACCGCGCAGAAGCUGGCAGAUGAGAUCCUGUCGCAGAACUCAGAGAUCAACCAGGUCCACGGUGCCCCGGACCCUACAGCAGGUGCCAGUGUGGAUGAUGAGAAUUGCUGGCAUCUGGAUGAGGAGCAGGUUCAGGAGCAAGUCAAACUCUUCCUGUCACAGGGAGGAUACCACGGCUCGGGCAAGCAGCUCAACCUGCUCUUCAGCAAGGUGCGAGAGAUGCUGAAGAUGCGUGACUCCAAUGGAGCGAGGAUGUUAACACUGAUCACAGAACAGUUCAUGGCCGACCCUCGGCUGGCGCUGUGGAGACAGCAAGGCACCACCAUGACAGACAAGUACAGACAGCUCUGGGACGAGCUGGGUGCCCUGUGGAUGUGCAUUGUACUGAACCCGCACUGCAAGGCCGAGCAGAAGUCGUCGUGGUUGCGGCAGCUGCGCAGGUGGAACAGCGUGGACGUGUGCCCCUGGGAGGAUGGAAACCACGGCAACGAGCUGCCCAACCUCACCCACUCGCUGCCUCAGGGUGCCCAUGGCAACCAAGAGAUGCGACCCCACAGGACUGUGUUCACACGGGCCAUCGAGGCCUGUGACCUGCACUGGCAGGACCGACACCUGCAGCACAUAAUCGACAGCGACCUCUACGCCAACUACUGUUACCACGACAACCAGGAGGGCUCCCUCUUUGACUCGCGCGGCUGGCCCUUGUGGCACGAGCACGUCCCCACAGCCUGCGCCAGGGUGGAUGCGCUGCGUUCCCACGGUUACCCCCGAGAAGCCCUUCGACUGGCCAUCGCCGUGGUGAACACGUUACGCCGGCAACAGCAGCGGCAACUUGAGCACUUCCGCAGGCACAAGAAAGAGUUGCUCCACAAGGGCCACACUUCCAUCACCAACAUGGAGGGCUGGGUGGGACACCCCUUGGAUCCCAUCGGCACUCUCUUCAGCACCCUGACUGAGUCAGGACGAGUGGGGGAGGAGGGAUCCAACACCUGUCUGGACCUCUCAGACUGCUCCAGCGUGGUGACACGAGCGGACCUCCAGCGGCUGCCCGUGCAGAGACUGCUGGGCGACGGCGAGUCGUACGUGGCGCUGGCGGUGGAGACGGCUCUGAUUGGCCUGGGCCAGCAGCGGGUGAUGCCGGACGGGCUGUAUGCUCAGGAGAAGGUGUGCCGCAACGAGGAGCAGCUGUUGGCCAAGCUUCAGGAAGUGGAACUGGACGAUUCGCUGGUGAAGAUCUUCCGCAAGCAGGCCGUCUUUCUGCUGGAAGCUGGCCCAUACUCUGGCCUUGGGGAGAUCGUCCACAGAGAGAGUGUUCCCAUGCACACCUUUGCCCGCUAUCUCUUCACCUCCCUCCUACCUCAUGACGCUGAACUGGCGUACAAAAUUGCACUGAGAGCCAUGCGGUUGCCCGUAUUGGAGUCGACGGCGUCAUCCGGCGACCUGUCGAGGCCUCACCACAUCGUGUCGGUGGUGCCCAACCGCUACCCGCGCUGGUUCACCCUCAGCCACAUCGAGUCUCAGCAGUGUGAGCUGGCCUCCACCAUGCUCACCGCGGCCAAAGGUGACAGUCGCAGGCUGGAGACAGUCCUGGAGUCCAUCCAGAAAAAUAUCCACUCCUCGUCUCACAUCUUCAAACUGGCGCAGGACGCGUUCAAGAUCGCCACUCUGAUGGACAGCCUGCCUGACAUCACGCUGCUAAAAGUCGCCCUGGAGCUCGGACUGCAGGUGAUGAGAAUAACACUGUCCACAUUAAACUGGAGGCGACGGGAAAUGGUGCGCUGGUUAGUCACAUGUGCCACUGAAGUUGGCGUGUACGCGCUGGACAGCAUCAUGCAGAGCUGGUUCACCCUCUUCACCCCCACCGAGGCCACCAGCAUCGUGGCCACCACGGUCAUGUCCAACAGCACCAUCGUGCGCCUGCACCUGGACUGCCACCAGCAGGAGAACCUGGCAUCGUCGGCCCGCACCCUGGCCCUGCAGUGCGCCAUGAAGGACCCCCAGAACUGCGCCCUGUCGGCCCUCACCCUCUGCGAAAAGGACCACAUUGCCUUCGAGACAGCCUACCAGAUUGUACUGGACGCCGCCGCCACGGGGAUGAGCUACACGCAGCUGUUCACCAUCGCACGCUACAUGGAGCACCGCGGCUACCCGAUGCGGGCGUACAAGCUGGCCACGCUGGCCAUGGCCCACCUGAACCUCAGUUACAACCAGGACACACACCCGGCCAUCAACGACGUGCUGUGGGCCUGCGCGCUCAGCCACUCGUUGGGCAAGAACGAGCUGGCCGCCGUCAUCCCCCUGGUGGUGAAGAGCGUGAAGUGCGCCACGGUGCUCUCAGACAUUUUGCGGCGGUGCACGCUGACCACGCCGGGCAUGGUGUCGGCGCUGCACAGCCGCAGGAACUCCGGCAAGCUGAUGUCGCUGGACAAGGCGCCGCUCAGGCAGCUGCUGGACGCCACCAUCGGGGCCUACAUCAACACCACGCACUCGCGCCUCACGCACAUCAGCCCGCGCCACUACAGCGAAUUCAUCGAGUUCCUGGGCAAAGCGCGCGAGACGUUCAUGAUGGCGCACGACGGACACAUCCAGUUCACGCAGUUCAUAGACAACCUGAAACAGAUCUACAAGGGCAAAAAGAAACUCAUGAUGCUGGUCAGGGAGCGCUUCGGCUGAGCUCGCACUCUAGUGCUUUUCUAUUAAGUCUGCCUUUUGAACUUCCUUUGGACUUCUUCUCGUGAAAAGAGGACGUAGAAAAAAAAAACUCAACAGAGCCACACGCGGUAUUAUUGUUCUUGCUGUUGUUAUCGUUACAAACAUUAUUACUAUUAUUAUUAUUAAUAAUAAUAUUAUUACUACUAUGUGUACAGGCGUGUUUUUAUUUUCACAAGAGGGGAAAUUUGUCACGUUGUGAAUGUUGUGCAUACUUCUCUACAUGUGUAUGUAAGGAAAAUGAUAUUGUUUUUAUUCGUUUUUUUAUUAUUUUAAACACCUUUUUCUUUCUCUGAGUGGCUGAAGGCCUUCUACAAGUAUCACUCGUGUUAAAACAAACAAACAAUACAACAAAACUGCAUCCUCGAAGAGAAACUUAAAGGCUUUAAAAAACACAGAGCACCUCCCCGUUUGGCCCCCGGGAUCCCACCAGGGGGCGCCAGACAGCACUGCACAGCUUGGCUAGGCCCCAAAAGCUACCGUCAGCAUUUUUUCGGACAGCAGCACUUGAACAGCCAUUAGUUAGCUCUUAGCACCAGUACACACAACAAUGCUCUUAGUAACCACCUGUAAUAAUGUGAUGCAUGCAGCUAUCUCCAGCCAUUAGAUGUCAUCCCACCUGGACUACAGUAUACAUUCACCGGACACAAUGUUAGGUACACCUGCAAUACAAGCGAUGUAUCAAAUAUCUGCCUUUACCAUGAUGUUUAGAUUGACACUCAGACAUGUAAUGCAACAUUAUUUAACAAUGUUCAUUACUGUGGUUGUACGCUGUAGAGUGGACCAUACUAAUAUUUUAGUAUGUGAAUAUUUUUAGGAUAAUUAAACAAACAAUAACUCACAGAAUUUGGAGAUACAUGCUUGUCAUCGGGCAGUGGCCAUAUCGAAACAUGAACAUAAGUGGCUGUGAGCAGCGUAAGGGAUGAGAGGGUGUUUUUUUCCAUGCAGCACUAUUACUUUAAAGUUCAGCCUUUUGGGAACUGAGAAGUUUUUGGGCAGAGGAAUGUAUUAACUCUUGUGUUAAACUUGUAUUAACUUGGCAACUCUAGAUAGGUAUGAAUAUGAAUAUGAGUGUGAGUGGUUGUUUGUGUAUAUGUGCCCUGCGAUUGGCUGGGUGUACCCCACUUGUCGCCCGAAAUCAGCUGGGAUAGGCUCCAGCAUACCCCCGCGACCCUAAUGAGGAGAAGCGGCAUAGAAAAUGGAUGAACUGCUGUUUAUUGUAAUUCAUAAACACUAUUAUUAUUUAUUGAAAAAUAUAGAAAUAUAUGUGAUACCAAAUAAAAAUAGAAUGAUGCAUAAUAUGUUAUGUUACUGUUUAACAAAAAGCAAGCAUCUCCAUAUUUUGUCAGAAUGAGAAUUUUGGUUAAAAAGAAAACAAAAGUGUGAGAAUAAGAAAGUGUGUCCAAACUUCUGACUGGUAUGAAGAGCAUGUAUCUCCAAAUUUUUUGUUACUACAAUUUUGGAGGCUUUUUUAUUCAAUAUCCAACAAGAGAGAUUGUAUUUACAAAAAUGCGCGCCAUCACGGCGUUAUCAGAACACUAAGUCGGCCAUAUUGACUUUGAAUCUGUUUAGCAAUGUCUCUGCUAUUAUCGUUGUGACUGUCAAUCAAAAGUGAGCAUAUUAUCAUUGCAAAGGCAGCGUGUGUGUAUCGGAUCUCAUUGGGUUCAGCGCAGGUGUACCUAAUGAAGUGGGUGUAGUAACAUUAACGUAAUGGCUGCUACCUCAUGAUGCAGUGUGGAACCUGCUCCCAAUUAAACGUGCUGUCAGAAGGACAUCUGUCACCAGUGUUCAUCAAUCUAAGGGGGGGGGGGGGGGGAGGGGGAUCCACUGUUGGCCAUCUGAUUGGCUACAAGACGAUGCGUCACUCCCAUCUCAUUUCCGCCAUUGUCUCCCCCCCCCCCAUCUCCUUUUGGCCAGUGUCAUUGUCCCCCCCCCCACCCCUCUGUGUGUCAUAGCAAUGAGACUUUCUACUGUUAAAAUCUUCACUAAUUGUCCACCGGAACGUUCUCAGGGAUUUUUCUUCACCACAAGGGAAAAAAAAAAAAAAAAGGCGGAACAAAAUGACAAAAUGACUGACUGCAGGAAAAUGAAAAGAAAAAAAACAUGACGUGAGCGAGCAUUUAUUGUACUCUGUAUAUAUACCAUAGUAUAUGUCUGAAUAUGGAGGAUCUGAAAGUAUAUGUUGACUAAUUUAUACAGAGUAUUCUAUGUAAUGUGAAAUACUUGAAGCCGCUGUAGUUUGCUCUCUCUCUCUCUUUCUCUCUCUCUCUCUCUCGCUUGCUUUCUUUUGUUUUUGUCAUGUGAUGGAACAUAUCAGGAGGUCUCAUUUUUGGGGGGAAAUGUCUCACUUCAUUCCUGCUGACUGAAGCAAAGAACAGGAGGGAUGCUACAAUGCUACGUCGACUGGGGCCAGUAACACAUAAUGCGCUUUAACCAGUUCAGCUGAAUUGAUCAUCCCUCUGCAAGUACUUGUAUAACAACACUACUCGUGUCAUAUCAGUCAUCAAGCCGUCUAAGAGGGACAUUUUAUAAUCGUUCUUUUUGUGUCUCCACAACAAUAACAAAAAAUGCAGCCUUUUCUCUUGCCUUGUCUUCUUAACGCUUUAAAGUAACCAAACAGGAAGUUCUGUCUAACAACCAAACGCGUUCAAAGAGGUGAGAGACGACCCACCUUGGUCCAGCUUUAGUGUCCUUAAUUAGUAAAGCGAAUGGCUGUGUUAAUAACUCUUCUUGCUUUAAACGACAAAGCAAACUCCUCACGUGUGUCUGCUGGUGGCUAAAAAAAAAACAAACAAAAAAAAGUACAAAUGUUGGUCAUGUCCAGUGUCUCUCAACAAUUUCCUCUUGAGUCUUUCUAGCUGUUUUUGUUUGUGUAGGAAGCGUUCCUCUUUUUAUUUAUUACGACGACCCAUGUAUACAUGCUUAUGAAAUUCAGAUUUGAUACACCAAUAUCAAUUUAUUUAUGUAACUAAAUCACUGUUUUAUAAUCUUGUUAAUGAGUCAAUAAUUGAUUUUGUUUUUGUUUUCUUUUCUUUUUUGGUUUUGUUUUAAUAAA